AUGGGUGAGAGAAUUGAGAGGCUGAAACAAGUUGCUCAAUGUGGUGAUGUUGACACACUGUACAUGUUGAUUCAAGAGGAUGCAUAUCUUUUGGACCACAUUGAUCAUUUUCCUUUUUCUGAUACUCCUUUACACAUAGCUGUGUGUGAUGGGCACAUACGUUUUGUCAUGGAAAUGAUGAGAUUAAAACCGUGUUUUGCUAGAAAGCCAAAUCUAGAAGGGUUUAGCCCCAUUCACCUUGCAUUACUAUAUAAGCAUACCGAAAUGGUGAGUCGGCUUCUACAAGUCGAUGGAGACCAUGUCCGUAUCAAAGGAAGAGAGGGUAUCACUCCUUUGCAUUAUGCAGUAGCAGUAGAUGAUCAACUUGAUCUAUUGGCUGAAUUUCUAUCAGUCUGUCCCGAUUCUAUUGAAGAUAUGACAACUCGAAAUGAGACUGUUUUGCAUAUAGUUUUAAAAUAUGAUAACUUGGAGGCUUUAAAAUUCUUGGUGGAAUGGAUUAGACAGAAAAGGUCUAAGAAUUCCAUAUUUUGGGAGAGGAAAAUCUUGAAUUGGAAGAACGAGGAAGGCAACACUGUGUUGCACAUUGCAAUAAUUAAGAAUCAACCUGAGAAUUUAAAGGGUCAUACAGCAGGGGACAUCUUGGCAGAACAAACACAAGUAGAAAACAACAACGAGAACAGGGUUAUGCUACAGCAUGCUGGAGCUUUGUUUGCUAAUUCAUCUCUUAUUGAUUAUAAUUAUUCACGUUACCUACGUUCCAUAGUAUCUCUUGAGGAAUCACUAAUACGCCGCUCUCGUGAAUGGAGGAUGAUAUCAGAGGACAAGCGCAAUGCACUUCUGGUGGUUAGUACACUACUUAUAACAGUGACCUAUGAAGGAGUACUCAACCUUCCUGGGGGAAUUUGGCAAGAAGACUCCAGUAGAAAUGGAACCCAUACCCAUCGGUCCAAUGCCAUGAAACCCAACCUAAGUCGUUUCAACGAAAAUGCUACUCUUCCCGAAAAGAUUGCAGGGACUCCCAUUGUCCUUAGGCUUCUUCCUUUUUGGUUGUUCUUAGCUUCAAAUUCUGUGACAUUUAUGUUCUCAUACGUAACAAUUCUUCUUCUCAUUCCAUUUGAGUAUGAUAUACUCCGCAUAGCCUUUUUCUUCCUCUCUUUUUGCUAUUUUGCUUCAUUGACAGUCAUAGUCCCAAAUCCUAUUUGGUCUUGUUUUCCUUUUAUUUAUGUUAGCCUGCUUCUCAUUUUCUUAUUAACUGCAAUAUGGUUGAUUAAGUCCUGA
Molecule: messenger RNA, 1278 nt
Organism: Quercus robur (English oak)
Lineage: Eukaryota; Viridiplantae; Streptophyta; Magnoliopsida; Fagales; Fagaceae
Product: ankyrin repeat-containing protein BDA1-like
Exons: 2
Coding region: 1-1278 (425 amino acids)
Molecular function (GO): protein binding
Source: RefSeq, a predicted model, not a curated record